UCAGGUAACUUUUCCCAUUUUGGGAUUUGGUGACAGCAACAGAGGUUCUCAGCUCAGUGAAUUUCAGAGCCACUGCAACAUGUCGGAGUCAGCGGAAGCUGUAGCAGCCGAUGUGAGCAGCAGGAGAAGUGUCACCAUUGAAAUCACAAAUGUCACCAACAACUACUGCCUCAUCAACCCCAAGGUGUACCUUGACAAUGGGGAGACAUACAACCCACCUCAGCCAACGGUGCGCCCUCUUAAGACAGAGGUUUGCACUUUCACCAAGUCGAGUGGCAAAGCAACCGGCAGCGUUGGUGUAAUGACCUACGACCUUUACGAGCGGUCACAGAAGGACCACAUUGAGACUGUGGCAAUCAUGUUCUCAAUUCCCUGGGACUACAACCUGUACAAGAACUGGUUUGCAGUGGGAAUCUAUAAAAAGGGCCGUAACUGUGAUAGGGAUUUGUACAAAGAAAUGUACUAUGAAAAGAACCAGCAUGAGCACGGGUUUGUCAGGGAGGAAGCCAAUGGGUCAGGAAUCAAUUAUGUGGGCAACUACCUAGAUAUCAAGGCGACCAUGUGUCCCCUUGGCAAAGCAAUCAUGAAGGUGGAGGUGUGGGAUAAGCUUUUCACACCCAUGAGUCAGCAGGCGUGCUAGAGACCCCUCCUAACCACUGUUUCCAUCAUGUGUCCCGACAACAGAAUUCAUCCCUCCACCUCAAGCUUUUACCUGUCAAACAGUCAACACGCAUGAUUUAGCAGGUGUAUUGUUGCUGACAUGUGUCUGUAUAUCUGGGCGUUACCUUUCAGUAAAUAUGCUUUGGAACAUGGUUUAUUUUGUUUAUAAAUCCGGGAAGCAAUAUCCGCAUUUAUAGCCGAAGCCUCUGUCUGUUUCAAUAGCAUCUGGUUUUAAAAAUGGCAUCUUUAGAAAUGUGAAAUCAAAGGAUGACUCACUGGAGGAUGAGGGCACAUAGCUUAAUAAAACACACUGAGAGCUUGUCUGUAUUUACCUUGACACUGUA
Molecule: messenger RNA, 1004 nt
Organism: Xiphias gladius (swordfish)
Lineage: Eukaryota; Metazoa; Chordata; Actinopteri; Istiophoriformes; Xiphiidae
Gene: apnl
Product: actinoporin-like protein
Exons: 3
Coding region: 80-640 (186 amino acids)
Biological process (GO): pore complex assembly; monoatomic cation transport; cytolysis in another organism
Cellular component (GO): pore complex
Molecular function (GO): channel activity
Source: RefSeq, a predicted model, not a curated record